This is a messenger RNA of Ogataea philodendri, 1440 nucleotides long. RefSeq lists its product as uncharacterized. Bases 1 to 1440 code for a protein of 479 amino acids. Gene Ontology annotation, cellular component: cytosol. The record is from RefSeq and is a predicted model, not a curated record. NCBI's taxonomy places the organism in Eukaryota, Fungi, Ascomycota, Pichiomycetes, Pichiales, Pichiaceae. Gene Ontology annotation, biological process: guanine catabolic process. Gene Ontology annotation, molecular function: zinc ion binding; guanine deaminase activity. The transcript has a single exon.
AUGACUAAACACCACUUUCCCGCCCAUUUGGCCGCCAAGGCGCUAGAGGCCAUCAAAUUCACCUGCUACUUCGGCACUUUUGUGCACACGCCAGAGCUCGGCCGUCUGGAGGCUCUCACACGCUGUGCUGUUGGUGUUGAUGAAACAGGUACCAUUGCUUUUGUCCAGGAAAACUGCCAGGACUAUAAAAAAUACACGCUCGACUUCACCAAGCUGUCCCAGGAACAAGUGCGCUUCGUUGACGUCUCUGACUCCGAGGUGAAGUUCUUUGUCCCCGGCUUUAUCGACACCCAUAUCCACGCCCCACAAUUUCCUAAUAACGGAAUCUUUGGCGACUCAACUCUGAUGGACUGGCUCGAGAAGUACACGUUCCCGUUGGAGUCCUCGUUCAAAGACGUCUCGCUCGCUACAGAAAUCUACAACAAGGUGGUGGACCGCACGCUCAGCAACGGAACUACCGCGGCUGCGUACUAUGCCACGAUCCACGCCGAGGCUACCAACCUGCUUGCCGAUGUGGCUCUCACGCGCGGCCAGAGAGCUUUGAUCGGUAAAGUUUGCAUGAACCAGAACUCUCCAGACCACUACAUCGAGACCUUUGAGGAGAGCAAGCAGUCCCAGCUCGAGGUGAUCCGCCAUGUCGAGGCAAGAGACCCUACUGGAACCUUGGUGAGUCCUGUUUUGACUCCUAGAUUCGCUCCUUCGUGUACCGAGAACCUGAUGGAAUGGCUGGGUGAGCUCAGAAAGUCCAGAAACUACCAUUGUCAAACACAUUUAUCCGAAAACAAGCGUGAGAUCGAAGUCGCUCACGAACUUUUCCCCGAUUACGAUUCCUAUACCGAUAUUUAUCACAAGUCUGGUCUGCUCGGACCAAAGACCAUUCUGGCCCACUGUAUCCAUUUGUCGGACCACGAAAAAGACCUUUUGGCCCAGACCGGCAGCGGAGUGUCGCACUGUCCAACGUCAAACUCCUCCAUCACUUCUGGAGAGGCCAGAAUCAGAUGGCUGCUCAACAGCAACGUCAAGGUCAGUCUGGGAACCGAUUGCUCGGGUGGAUUCACUCCUUCCGUGUUACAAGUGGCCAAGCAUGCGCUUUUGGUUUCGAACCACUUGGUCAUGAAGUCCGAGAACGAUUUCGAAAAGCUCAGCACCAGCGACGUGCUGUACCUGGCCACCGUGGGAGGUGCCGAGGUCCUCAACAUGGACGUCAAGCUCGGUAAAUUCCAGGUCGGAUACAAAUUCGACACGCAACUUAUUCAACUCGACUGCGACAACUCGCCUGUCGACACCUUCGCUUUCCAAAACCCAAGAUGGGGCCAGGUCGACCGCAAAGAGUCGAUAGAUAAGUUCCAGGAUUUGAUCGACAAGUGGAUCUUCAACGGUGACGAUCGUAAUGUUAGACAAGUGUUUGUGAACGGACGGUCUGUUUUGCAGAAAAAUUAA